This is a messenger RNA of Paramecium sonneborni, 599 nucleotides long. The record is from the annotation of a GenBank genome assembly. Lineage: Eukaryota; Ciliophora; Oligohymenophorea; Peniculida; Parameciidae.
UUUGAAGAUGAACGAUGAGUUUUUGAUUUGCGCCAAAAUAAUUGAAUUUUUUUGGCUUCUUUUAGCAUUCGUUUUCUUCUUUUUUGCUGUUUAUGCAAAAUUAAGAUUGAAAAAGGAGAUUCAUUUAGAUAUAGAGAAUUUGAAUUCGAAUCAUACAUCGGUUAAAUAUUAAGUUCCUUCUUAAUAAGGGGAUGCAUAAGAGAUUCACAUGGUUGAUUAAAAUGUUUCAAAUUCUGGAUAAUUAUAAUCAACAGUAUAAUAAAAUAGAGAACCUCCUGUAUAUUUAAAAAUAAAUAUUAGACAAAAUUAGAAGAAUUUUAUAAGAAGUCACUAAUUAUUACAAGUAAAAUAUUUCCACAAUUAGCUAUUGUGAUUAUUUGCAUUUUAAAUGGUGCUAGUAAGGCUUUUGCAUUGGUUUGUUUUUUUUUAUACUUUAUUUCAAUCAUUCUAUUUCAUAUAUUUCAGUUAUAAAAUCGUUUAGAGUCUUAAGGAAUGAAAAGUAUUUUAAACUAAUUAUAUUUUGAGAUAUGUUAAAGUUGUCAAAUAACAUUUGCUUACUAGGUCUAUACAUAAAUUAUUUAGCUAGUGAACUAUUUUGA